AUGGCGGAGAAGGCAGUCAAUACAGCGUCCAGUGCCUUGACAGGUAAGCUAGGUAAAAAGCUAACAGUCUAUUGUUUACCAUAUCCAAUGUUUCUCUGCUGUAGCCUAUUUUGACAAGGGUUCUAUGACAUUGGCAUAGGGCUACGGGCAUGAACCACUGUAUCCGCAAACUGCAUUUCAAUGUAGUCUAUUCAGUCAUUCCUAAUGUAGCCUAUAUAGCCGAUGCUAAAUAUCGUUGACUGUAUUGAAGGUCAGUUGCCUAAACAAUGAAUAAUUGUUACAUCAAAAGGAUAACAUGCACCUUUGUUGAUUGCCAAAUUGAUUGGCUCUGUCCCAGAGGCGUCAUAUCCAUAGAGGGCACAGGGGCACAUGCCCCCUCAGAUUUGUUCUAUUUAAAAAUUGUAUUCUAAUUUUAGAUUUUUUGUUGUUGUUGUUUUGUUUCUCUGUAAUACUACUAGCCACCUAGCAAUUUUAUGAAGUUGGCUUUAGCAAGCCCAGAUAGGUUCCCAACCUCAUAAAUAGCUACUAAGAAGCAAUUUCAGGCUAUCAAUCAAGUUUGAGUAGCUAGCUUGUCUAAGUACACUACAUUACCAAAAGUAUGUGGACACCUGCUCGUCGAAUAUCUCAUUCCAAAAUCAUGGGCAUUAAUAUGGAUUUAGUCCCCCCUUUGCUGCUAUAACAGCCUCCACUCUUCUGGGAAGGCUUUCCACUAGAUGUUGGAACAUUGCUGCGGAGACUUGCUUCCAUUCAGCCACAAGAGCAUUAGUGAGAUCGUGCACUGAUGUUGGGCGAUUAGGCCUGGCUCGCAGUCGGCGUUCCAAUUCAUCCCAAAGGUGUUUGAUGGGGUUGAGGUCAGGGCUCUGUGCAGGCCAGUCAAGUUCUUCCACACCGAUUUCGACAAACCAUUUCUGUAUGGACUUUGCUUUGUGCACAGGGGCAUUGUCAUGCUGAAACAGGAAAGGGCCUACCCCAAACUGUUACCACAAUGUUGGAAGCACAGAAUCGUCUAGAAUGUCAUUGUAUGCUGCGUUAAGAUUUAUUUUCACUGGAACUAAAGGGCCUAGCCCGAACCAUUAUUCCUCCUCCACCUAACUUUACAGUUGGCACUAUGCAUUCGGGCAGGUAGCGUUCUCCCGUCAUUCGCCAAACCCAGAUUCGUCCGUCGGACUGCCAGUUGGUGAAGCGUGAUUCAUCACUCCAGAGAACGCGUUUCCACUCCUCCAGAGUCCAAUGGCGCUGAGCUUUACAUCACUCCAGCCGACACUUGGCAUUGUGCAUGGUGAUCUUAGGUUGUGCGCGGCUGCUCAGCCAUGGAAACCCAUUUAAUGAACCCCCUACGAACAGUUCCUAUGCAGACGUUGCUUCCAGAGCCAGUUUGGAAAUCGGUAGUGAGUGUUUACGCGCUUCAGCAAUCGGCGGUCCCGUUCUGUGAGUUUGUGUGGCCUAUCACUUCGCGGCUAAGCCUUUGUUGUUCCUAGAUGAUUCCACUUCACAAUAACAGCACUUAUAGUUGACCGGGGCAGCAAUCUGACAAACUGACUUGUUGGAAAGGUGGCAUCCUAUGACGGUGCCACGUUGAAAGUCACUGUGCUCUUCAGUAAGGCCAUUCUACUGCCAGUGUUUGUCUAUGGAGAUUGCAUGGCUGUGUGCUCGAUUUUAUACACCUGUCAGCACUGGGUGUGGCUGAAAUAGCUGAAUCCACUAAUUUGAAGGGGUGUCCACAUACUUUAGUACAUGUAGUGUAUCUUAGCUAGCAUGCCUGCUGGCAAGGUUGGUGGACAUUAGAAAAGCAAGCAAUUACUAAAUGCACAGAAUAAGACUCACAUUCCUUUCAAUCCUUUUCCCAGAUUUAGCAGAGAUGCAGAGAAGUAUAUUUAGUUUUUAAAAAUAGCCACCAGUCAGGAUGAUACAGACAGCUCAAGAGGUAUGCUUAGAUAUGCAGAAACAUAAUGGAUGGGGUGCUUCACGCCCCUGGCUGUGUCGCAGGCUGCAUUACCCACAUAUUAUAUUGUUGGAUACAUUUUAACCGUUGCCUAGAUUUUUGUGUCCAACACAAUUGUUUUCAGUUGCUUGUACAAGUGCAAUCAGAAAGGUAUGAUUUGUGCUCAAAAAGCCCAGUUAGAUGUCAGAUGUAACCUGAUCUGAGUUAGCUGAGGAACACUCAACUCCGUUCUCUGAGGAGUUGAGCAUUCCUCAGCUAGAUCUGAGUAUGUCCAAUCGAAAUUGCCCUGUAGCCUAGAAUUUAGGGCUGAUCAAAGGCAUAUAGCUGCAUCUGGCUUCGAGGCCUUAUUUCGUUUUUAUAGGGUGGAUACGUAUUUAAACAGGGACAUGAGACAUAUGGUUUCUCACCAGAACACAGACCAUUAAUCAACAGUUAAAGACAUGUGACCUGGUGUUCUUGUUAGUUGCCUACCUAUAAUGCCUGAUUAAGUUUCUAGCCUAUACUCUAAAAGCAUGAUAUGGACCGUCUCAAUCGAAAGUGCUUUUUAAUUUAUAGGCUUACUUACUCUGGGUCUGGGAAAGCACCCCUCAGUUCUUAGGUUAAUUCCUAGUUUCCCAAGAGUCAGUUCUAUUCAUUAUAGGCUGCCCGUGUACAACCCAAUGUUGUGAUUUGAUGGGUUUCUCCUUGACUGGGAGCUGUAUUAGAUUUUGGUGAGUGAUGCAGAAGUAACAGGACCAGAUAAUGGCUGCUGUUUUUAAUCUAGUCCAGAAUAAAGCAAUGGCCUGGCUGCUAUUUGUCCUAGACUGACCUACAAUAGCUAUUCAGACUUAUUUCUGUCUUUUCGCUUGACUCGCAUGUUUCCUUUCUUCUCCAGCCGAAGGAUUGUCUCCACCAUCAGUUGCGGAGAAGAGAUGCCAAAACAACAGCCAUGGCUCCCCAGCCCAUGUUGUUCUUCCUCCAGGGAGCCCAGCUGUGAAAAACAGUAAACUUCUCCAACUGAUGGCUCACACUCUUAACAUUUUAAAAUAUUGUAUUUUUACUUGUCUGAAAUGGAAAGGUUCUUCACAGAAUUACUUUACAGAAUUACAACAAUCACAAUUUACCAUGGCAGAAUGGAGUUGAGUUGAAUGAUUUGAUACUUGCAUGUGAAGGGGAGUCAUUGUUGAGUCUUUUUCAGAUUUUAAGGAUUACUAUUAGACUAUUUUCCAAGAAGAUGGGUUUCAAGUUUCCUACAGGGACCACAACGAAAGCAAUUGUUUUAUUAUUAAAGAAACUGGCCUAAAUUAACAUUAUAGUUCUACUAAGCUAUAUGGAAUUGUUUUAAGAAGGUCAUACCAAGGAUCAUUUUGCUAUUUGAUUUUGAAUUUGAAGACCCCUUGAAGUAUCAAAAUAUAUAUUUUUAAAUGAUUUGAUGAAACAUUUUAUUUGGCCUUACUGCUAUUAGCCCAUACAAACACAUUGAAUAACCGAUUCACUACAUUGACCAACAGAUAGUCCCCCUCAAAAAAAUCAAAAGGAAGUUUGUUCUGAAGUGUCUGUCCUAUAUCUGAGAGACAUAAGAAAGAUCAGGAAACAGUUUUUUUUCUUAAUGUAUUUAACCCCAUAUUUUUGGCACUAUACAGUCUCCAUAUACAGUAUACUUCCAUUAUUUUUUUUUAACUGGUACUGGGGGACCUUCAGAUGAGUCUUGUGAGGCCUGUGGGCAUUCUAGAGCAAAACACCAUACAUAUUUGUAUUAGUAUGUAGCCCAAACUGGCAGAUUAACUGUACCGACUUCAGACGAGUCCCAAGACAUUUGUGGGGGUCGUAGAGCAAAACGGAGAACACCAUCAUAUGUUCCUGAGAGUCUCAUCUUUCCAUAGAGUGGUCAUAGAUCUGUAGGACCGUUCGGACCCUACAGACGAUUUUGUGAGAAGACCGAUUUUUCGGGAUUUCUCAUGGUCUGACAAACACCGCUGUAGCUCUGUUACCUUUCACCGCAGAUGCGGAAGUGCGACACUGGCGGAUGUGGUGGAUUGAGGCACAUCCAGUGCAUCCAAUACUGAAGUUUAGUGCUAUGUACAGCACUGCCUUCCUCUGCUGAUAAACUGUGGGGACUGUUAUCUCUCCCAUAUCAGAUGAGGUGCUGAGCCCAGCCUUGGUCACAGAGAAGAGGCCCCAGCUCAAUGGGCUCCCCUCCCCUUUACGUCUGCCAGGCAACAACACUAACAAUCAUGCAGGUAAACAGUGUAAGUCCCACCCACACUGUGGCUGUUAGCUCUCCUACACAAUCUCUCCCUCUUUCUGGAUAUGAAAGCUGCUUAAGAUCUUCAAGGGUCCUCUCUAUAAACACAUCUUUGAACUUCUCUCCUCCUUCUGUUUCUGUCUAGCUUGUCUGUUUCUCUUUUUUAAAUCCCAUUUUAAAUCACUUUAUAUCUCAUUCUCUCAGAUGUGGAAGGGUAUCUGAGGACAGAUGACAGGAUGCGUUUAGCCAAAGAGAGACGUGAGGAAAGAGAUAAAGGUUUAGGUAAGUGAUGUUCCUGUCAGUAUUGAGACUGAUGGAAGUCAUAUCUUAUUGAAGCCAAUAUUAGCAGAAAUGUUCUAUAAUUUUGCCCCAUAAAACUUGCAGCCAGUAAUGAGGUUCAGGAACAAAGAUUGUUGUGGGUUCUUAUAGUGGUGUUGGAAAGUGUAGUAAUCUGGGUGUGUUGCUUGGUGUUUCCAGCGGUGCGAGAGCAGGUGAUCAUGGAGAAGGAGCGGCGGGCUCAGCUGCAGUAUGAGCGUACCGUGGAGGAGCGCUGGAGGAGGCUGGAGGAACAGAGACAGAAAGAGGAGCUCCGCAGAGCUGCUGUGGAGGAGAAGAGGAGACAGAGGCUGGAGGAAGAAAAGGUCAGACUCACCACUUAGCCACUACAUUUUCCAGUUCAUGAUGUGCUCACACUCACACACAGCUCUUUCAGCUCCAGUUCAGUUUCAGUUCCAUUUUUGUGUUUUUAUUAUUCCGUUUGUAUGCGCUGUUUUUGUUUCUGUGUGUGUGUGUGGCAUGAGCAGCAACAGCCCCAACAGACAGAUGUUGACAUCCCUUCAGAGAGAUAAGCAGGGACAUACUGUAUGCUCUUUAAUUCACUCAAAUCCUGUAGUUCAUUAAUCACAGUAUGCCCCGUACUUAACGUCGUCUCCCAAUCAAAUAUUGGAUAGACCUCUGCUCCGUUAUGUAACGGGGAUUCUCCCCCCUCCCCCCCUUCUGGGAAAGCUGAUGCCAUUGGUAUUGAUCUCUAUGUAAAUCUCAGGGACCUCAUCAGACUAAUCAAUGAAUGUCUCUGCCAUUCCAUUUGUUUAAUCUGAUCCUAAUCCUGCUAUGUCAUUGCUCUCAAUUUGUCAAUGCCUCCCAAAAUAUCUGCUCAGCCACGACGACAUUGACAGCUUUGUCUUUUUAAACCAUGUCACACACUGCCACUUUCCGAAGACUACUCUGAGGCUAUUUAUUUUUGGGAUUUGUAGCCUACAUUGAUUCCACCGUUUAGCCUUUAAACCUAGCAUAAACAUAUAUGCUAUAGAGAAUUAAGUUAGUCUAAAAAAAGUGGAGUGAAAUAGCAUGAAUUAUCAUUUUUGUCUGCUCUCUUGAUAUCUUUGUAAAAGUGGUAAUAUUCAUUAGAUCAUGCAAAAUGAGGAUUUUUGAGACUUGGAUGAUACAGAAUUUGCCUUGGGCAUCAAUCUCACCUGGAUCGAUUAUCUGUGUGUGUGCGUGCGUGCGUGCAAUGUGUGUUUGUGUGUUCCUAUUGGAUGGAUUAUAUCCUCUGGAUGAUGUCAUUUUAGACCAAUAGAAAUGCAGGAGGAGCCAAUGUGGUGUGGCUAAUGUCAUAUUUGCUUUUCUGUGUUACUCAUUUGAGAUUCUUUCACUUUCUUUUCACCCUUUCUUGAGUCUUUGCAGUGUCAUUCUGAUUAAUAUAUUUGCUAUUGUGCUGGCUUCAUCUGUGUGUGUAGUUCAUAUUGCCGGUGCAUGUCCAUGUAUUGUUAUGUGUUCGAUAGGAAGAAAUGAAAAGGAAGAGCAGGGAUAUAGAUAGGAGGAAAAGAUGGAGCAAUUGUAAAUGGAGAGAUGUUGGCAAUGGUUGAUCACCCACCAGAUGGCUUUGUCUCCUGCUCUGUUGGGCUGUGUACCAUGGCAACACAGUGGGUGGUGAAGGGUUAACUAGCUUGGAGGAAAGAUGAUUUACUGGGGAAAAUCUGAGUAGAACAGGCGGCUAGAAGAGCGGGGUGGUGGGGGGUGGGGGGGGGGGGGGGGGGGUAUAAAGGAAGGGGAGCUAGUCUGCAACCUGUGUCAAUACUGUUGCUUGCUGGGAGAUUGACUGUGUGAGUGUCUUUAAAUCUACAUGUGUAUGUGAUUGGAGGGGUGGAGUCCACGGCAGCUGUGGUCUCUCUCUAUCUGCCUGCUUUGGUAAAGUGAGACUGUGCUGUGAGCCUGUACUGUGCUGUGUAAGAGGUGGUGGUUAUGGAGCGACCAGCCUGGUCCUCGUGGGAGGUCCAGGGGAGCAGCUAAGUGACAGUCCCUUGUUUUCCCGGUCCUGGAACGGCACAACCAGGAGCGACUGGAGGCUCUGAUGAAACGUUCCCUGGAACGCAGCCUGCAGCUGGAGCAGAGGCCCAAACGCUGGACAUGGGGUGGAGCUGGAGGAGCACAGGGUGAGUCCACAACAGGGAGAUGGAGAUGAGGACAAUGAGGUGUGAAUGAUGAAUCAGUGACUGGAAGGAGAAAUGGUGAGAGGGAGGGAGGGACCGCACUAAAUGUUCUAGGCUAAUUCGAUUUGGCAUGUCCCUUUGUGGCUUUUAAAGUUCUAGGAUAAACAUGUGGGGUGCUCCUCUCUAUCAGAUACAAGCACACAAGCAGUCCAUCAGAUUAACUAGCACACAAUAGGUGUUGUUCUGGAAGCUGCUGGUAGCUGAUGACUGUCCUCCACCCUUCUAGACUCAAGGUCAGACUGUGAUGUCUCUGUGCCAGCCUGUCCCAGACCUGUCGUAAACCAUGGAAAUACACUGCUCAAAAAAAUAAAGGGAACACUAAAAUAACACAUCCUAGAUCUGAAUGAAUGAAAUAAUCUUAUUAAAUACUUUUUUCUUUACAUAGUUGAAUGUGCUGACAACAAAAUCACACAACAAUUAUCAAUGGAAAUCAAAUGUAUCAACCCAUGGAGGUCUGGAUUUGGAGUCACCCUCAAAAUGAAAGUGGAAAACCACACUACAGGCUGAUCCAACUUUGAUGUAAUGUCCUUAAAACAAGUCAAAAUGAGGCUCAGUAGUGUGUGUGGCCUCCACGUGCCUGUAUGACCUCCCUACAACGCCUGGGCAUGCUCCUGAUGAGGUGGCGGAUGGUCUCCUGAGGGAUCUCCUCCCAGACCUGAACUAAAGCAUCCGCCAACUCCUGGACAGUCUGUGGUGCAACGUGGCGUUGGUGGAUGGAGCGAGACAUGAUGUCCCAGAUGUGCUCAAUUGGAUUCAGGUCUGGGGAACGGGCGGGCCAGUCCAUAGCAUCAAUGCCUUCCUCUUGCAGGAACUGCUGACACACUCCAGCCACAUGAGGUCUAGCAUUGUCUUGCAUUAGGAGGAACCCAGGGCCAACCGCACCAGCAUAUGGUCUCACAAGGGGUCUGAGGAUCUCAUCUCGGUACCUAAUGGCAGUCAGGCUACCUCUGGCGAGCACAUGGAGGGCUGUGCGGCCCCCCAAAGAAAUGCCACCCCACACCAUGACUGACCCACCGCCAAACUGGUCAUGCUGGAGGAUGUUGCAGGCAGCAGAACGUUCUCCACGGCGUCUCCAGACUCUGUCACGUCUGUCACAUGUGCUCAGUGUGAACCUGCUUUCAUCUGUGAAGAACACAGGGCGCCAGUGGCGAAUUUGCCAAUCUUGGUGUUCUCUGGCAAAUGCCAAAUGUCCUGCACGGUGUUGGGCUGUAAGCACAACCCCCACCUGGGGACGUCGGGCCCUCAUACCACCCUCAUGGAGUCUGUUUCUGACCGUUUGAGCAGACACAUGCACAUUUGUGGCCUGCUGGAGGUCAUUUUGCAGGGCUCUGGCAGUGCUCCUCCUUGCACAAAGGCGGAGGUAGCAGUCCUGCUGCUGGGUUGUUGCCCUCCUACGGCCUCCUCCACAUCUCCUGAUGUACUGGCCUGUCUCCUGGUAGCGCCUCCAUGCUCUGGACACUACGCUGACAGACACAGCAAACCUUCUUGCCACAGCUCGCAUUGAUGUGCCAUCCUGGAUGAGCUGCACUACCUGAGCCACUUGUGUGGGUUGUAGACUCCGUCUCAUGCUACCACUAGAGUUAAAGCACCGCCAUCAUUCAAAAGUGACCAAAACAUCAGCCAGGAAGCAUAGGAACUGAGAAGUGGUCUGUGGUCACCACCUGCAAAACCAGUCCUUUAUUGGGGGUGUCUUGCUAAUUGCCUAUAAUUUCCACCUGUUGUCUAUUCCAUUUGCACAACAGCAUGUGAAAUGUAUUGUCAAUCAGUGUUGCUUCCUAAGUGGACAGUUUGAUUUCACAGAAGUGUGAUUGACUUGGAGUUACAUUGUGUUGUUUAAGUGUUCCGUUUAUUUUUUUGAGCAGUGCAGUCAACUCUGAGGGGAGUAAAGCAGACCGUUUUAGAAUUGACAACAUAGUUGCUGCUGGUUUAGGGCAUUAUUGAGGGCUCAUAUCCUGAGUCAGGUAUUGAUGAUUUCAUUUCGAUGGGGCACUGGGAGUUUGGUGUUCUUUUUGGAUUAUGAUGGAGGACUGAGAUACAAAAACAUAAUGUUCAAAACGUAGAUGCUGUUUUUAUGAAUGUGUUUGUACGUGUGAUUUGGAUUGGGUCAUAGAGGGAUACAUGUAUAUAGAGGAUAAAGGUGUGUAUGUGAGAGAGAGCCUGCUCAUUGCCUCCAGCCUUGCUGCAUGGGUUUACCUCCCCAGACCGUUGUCUACAGGAGCGCCCUGCUGGCUGCAGAGGUGUAUCAGGGGGUCAUCAGGUAAAGCCAUGAGUGGCAGCUCUGGUCAUAAUGCUGUGCUCUCUCUGCUCUGCUCUGCUCCGCCCGCUGCCUAUAGGUGACUGUGAGAAUGCCCCUCUCCCCGCCUCCACCUUUCCCCAUGAACUCGCCGCCCCCUUUCCUGCUGCCAGCGAAUCCGGUAAUGUUAUGAACCCCUCCCGUUCGAUCCACCAAUCCCCUGUCCCCCAUCCUGCUCUCACCCCACAGUGACCACUGCUCUCAUUGGCUGUUUGGCUUGAGGGAAAUGUCAUGCCAACUCAAAGGUUUUAUGUAUAUUUCCCAGAAUGCAUGUGCAACAGCUGAAUCAGAAAGUGUGCGGAAGCAUGAGGAUGUGUGUGAAGAGUCAAUGUGUGCCUGGAACAAUUACUAAUGUACAAAGUACACUUUGAUGUUGUAUAAUUGCUGCUUUUAUCAAUGUAUUUCUUUAACGUGUGUAUGUGUACGGUAUGUGUGAGGGUAUGUGUUGGUGUUUGUGCUCAGCUUGGGUAUUUUGAUGUCUUAGUUGUCUUUUGGCACUUGCAAGUUGUUCCGGGUCGAGCAAAAGAGAGAGCAAGGGAUAACAAUAGAGAUGUAGGGUUUUAGGAUACAGUGAGAAGAAAGUGAACGAGAGAUCCAUUAGGAAAGGACAGGCACUAGAGAUCUACAGUACACAAAUAACCAAGGAACACGGCACAUGUACACCACUUCACUUCGUCCUUUUCAUUGUUUGAAACCUCCUCUCGCUCCUCAUUGAAAUGAUGUCACUCAGUCACAACACAUUGGUUGAGGUUUGACAUUCGCAAUGUGUUUCUUUCUGCAUUUUAGCAAUCUGUAUAUCACCCAUUCCAAUACUCAGUGUUAUAUAUUUUGUAUUUCAGAGAGCCCAUCCUAUCCCCAUGAGUAUUUGGAAACAUAACCCAAUAAUAAUGAAGUGAUGAGCAGUAUUUGCCAUUCAACAUGCACAGGAACAAGUAGUCCCCCAGUUUUACAUAGAAGUACUACUAGUAUUUAUUCUACUACUAUCACCACUAGUACUACUACUUCUACCACUAUCACUACUACUACUAGUACUACUACUACUAGUACUCCUUCUACUACUAUCACCACUAGUACUACUACUACUACUACUACUACUACUACUACUAGUACUACUACUACUAUCACCACUAGUACUACUACUACUAUCACCACUAGUACUACUACUAUCACUACUACUACUACUACUACUAGUUCUACUACUAUCACCAUUAGUACUACUCCUUCUACUACUAUCACCACUACUACUACUACUACUACUACUACUAUCACCACUAGUACUACUACUAUCACUACUACUACUACUACUACUACUACUACUACUAGUACUCCUUCUACUACUAUCACCAUUAGUACUACUCCUUCUACUACUAUCACCACUACUACUACUACUACUACUAUCACGGCUACUACUACUACUACUACUACUACUACUACUAUCACGGCUUCUACUACUACUACUACUACUACUACUACUACUACUACUAUUAUCACAGCUACUACUACUACUACUACUAGUACUCCUUCUACUACUAUCACCAUUAGUACUACUCCUUCUACUACUAUCACCACUACUACUACUAUCACCACUACUACUACUACUACUACUACUACUACUACUACUACUACUACUACUAUCACGGCUACUACUACUACCCUGAACACUAUGACUUCUGCAACUGCUACUCUCACCCUCACUGCUAAUAGCUACUCUUGUUGGUGUCAUUACAAAUGACAAUCACACAUUUUUGAGGCAGACCCAUCCUACAUCCUUUCCAUUCUCCGGGUGUACAGUACUCACUAGUCUAGAACAAGCAUUCUUAGUCUUGUUCCUCCUCUCCUUCUGCUUCUAGCACCUUAAUUUCUCCGUCUCAUGUCCCUCAUGGCGUUUUGUUCUGUUCGUCAUCCUCAUCUCCGUCCCCUCCUCCCAACUCCUCCAUUGACCCCUGACCCCUCCAUCAGCCCAGUGCUGUCACCUGAACUCUGUGGAGAGCCUGACGGUCCACCGCCUUCUUACCCACACUCACUCCUCUAUGGCCAGGUGCAGCAGACCUCCAUCUGCCCUGCCACCGAUGCACAGGUAACAGCUAGACAAAACAUCUGGACUGGCAAGUUUUUGCACAUAGGCAGUAAAUGUUUCCAGACAGGUAACACACCGGUGACAUCGUGCAGCAUUAGUGAUAUAGAAACUCGGGAAAGCAUGGCAGCGUUUCUACUUCUGUCUAGGUCUGGCUUUUGUGAAUGUAUGUAUCUGAGGGUGUAGAUGUGUUUUAAAUGUGUGUAUUCAGUAUGUGUGUGACUGCUGUCCACAGUGUUUGUGUGUGUGUAUGUUUUGGUGUGACAAGGAGAAAAAAUACCUACAUGCUAAGAUGCUUCACAAAAGUGUUGCUUAACAGUGCAUGCCUUACAUAAUAUGCAGUGAUGUAGUGGUAAAGAAAAUAGGUGGAUGAACACAGAUCGCCGUUGGCAGUGAGUAAAGUAACACUCCUUAUUACUUUCAAUGAAUUUUUCUACAACGCUCGUAUGAAAUAAAAAAAGGGGAGUAAACUGUGUUUACCCUCCACUACACCACUGUAAAUAUGGCAGUAGUAAUGUUGCUUCAGCAUAAACUUUAUUAACUCUAUUUAGUAUUCGUGAUGUAUUUGGGGGGAUUGUGCGAACAUCACUCUAACUUGCGACAGAUGACCAUGUGAAAAGACAAAAUAGUUUGAAUGAUUCAUUAAAACAAUUGAUAGUAUAGUUAAUUUCCUCCAUACCUAUACUGUGGGUAUUGAUCGGAAAAUAUGGAAUUACCAUCAUUGUAUCUCCUCUGACCACAAUACAUCUUAACUUGAUCAUUAAUUUGACCUUUGACCUCUGAGUGUCUGAUGUCUGUCGUUGUGCAGCUCCCUGCAGCCCCCACAGGUCACCCUAUCAGGGCUCGCCAAGCCGGGCUAAUCGACGGAGGCUCCAGGGCUCUCCAGAGGAGUCAGCAGGAGGGUAUAUCUCCACCCCUCAAACCCCCAAGGUCAGGCUUGUUUUACCUACCCACUUGGUUGUUGAAUAGACAGAAACCAGUGCAGAACCUUGCUAGCACUGAGUUGGUAGGGCCAUGUUGGCAGGAUUACACACGCAUGCCCACACAAUGGCAUUCUCUCUGGUGUGUUUUCAGAAGGAGAGGUUGCGCAGAGAGAGAAGGACUGGCUCCCCAGCGACAGGCUCCCCUGUGAGAAGAGCAGAAUCCCCAGCCAUGUUCACCAGAGGCUCAGCCUCCCCCACCAACCCCAAGUAAGACUCGCUGUCCUGCUGCUGAAUCCAUGUGGUCUGUCCUAGUUACUAUGACAGAGGGUUAUGAUAUUCUGGUUGUAGGUUGCUGCCUAAGAGCUGUACCCAGUCUCCCUGCACUGUGCGCCAGUACCACUCCUCUCCCAACAGGCACAGACCCACCACCCCGGUUACCGACAGCAACAAGGAGGAGGUCGGACAAGUUGAAGAAGCCAAAGGUCACAACAACAUCAGUGACAGAAAUGUCUCCAAACCAGAGAAAAAUAUGUCUGAUAUCCAGAGCCCUGAGAAGUCUUCUCAAGCCGACACCCCUGAAAAAAAACUGUCCAACAUGGAGACCCCAGAAAAGAGGUUCCCCAAAACUGAGACCCCCAAUAAGAACUUAAAAGGUGAGAUUUCUGAAAGGAAGGACUCUCCAGACAAGAAGAGUCCUAUGGCUGAGACUGCUGAUAGGAAAGCCUUCAAAAUAGACACUCCAGACAAGAAGAUGCCAAAGUCCGCCUGCAGCGACCUGAUUGCAGAUAAGAGCACAGGUGAAACUCUUUACCAAUCUUUUUUGUGUAUAUCAAUAUUUAAGUACAUCUAUCAGUGCAUUGUCAAAAGGGCACGAGUUUCAAUGCACACUGAUGUCUGCCUUUAUCUUUGUGACAGAGCCAUCGCCAGUGACACCAACAGGGAAAGGAGUUGCCGGGACGACAAGCGCAGAGGAAGCAUCUAGACUGCUAGCGGAGCGUAGGCGUCUGGCCAGGGUGCAGAAGGAGUUGGAGGAGAAACAACGUCGUGAGCAGGAGGAGGAUGAGCGGUAAGGAGACUGUGUGUCUCAGUGGUUAGUGUCACCGUGUAUCUCUUUGUUUACCUGUAUAUGACAGACAGAUGGUGUGUCUGCUUGUCCGUGUAUGUGACUGAUGGCAUAUACUGCAAGUCACCAUGUCUGUCUCUGUGGCACUCAGUCUGAAGGCGGAGCAGCUGAGGAGGAGACAGGCAGAGGAGCGGGCACGGCAGGAGUUGGAGACUCAACGGGCUGAGGAGGAGAGGAGCAGACAGGAGGACCUCCGCAGGACGAGAGAGGAAGAGGAGAAACAGCAGAGGGAGGUCCGGGAGAAGGAGCUACAGGUCCAGAUGGACAGAGAGGUGGGGUCACUAUGUUGUGACAUCUACGGUGCAUGUUUAACAUGGUGUGUAUGCACAGUACUGUUCCACUUCCAAGCAUAAAUCCUUUAUCUUCCUCAAUACAGAAGGAGGAGGCCGAGUUUCAGGCACAGAAGGAUGCAGAGCGUCAGCGUCAGGAGAGAGAGAUACUGAAGCUACAACAAGAAGAGGAGAGACAGCUGCGGAAGAAGGUUUUUAUGACUCCGAAAUCAAUGCUUAUUAUUGAAUAAAUCAGCAUCUCUGAAACCCAGUCUGCAGCGCUCAGUACACGUCAUCAAAGUCACACCUGGACUACUGUUCAGUCGUGUGGUCAGGUGCCACAAAAAAGGAACAUUUGCAAUUGGCUCAGAACAGGGCAGCACGGCUGGCCCUUGGAUAUACACAGAGAGCUAAUAUUAAUAAUAUGCAUGUCGAUCUCUCCUGGCUCAAAGUGGAGGAGAGAUUGACUUCAUCACUACUUGUGUAUAUGAGAGGUUUUGACAUGUUGGGUGCACUGAGCUGUCUGUUUGAGCUACUGGCGCACAGCAUGGUCACCCAUGCAUACCCCACAAGACAUGUCACCAGAGGUCUCUUCACAGUCCCUAAGUCCAGAACAGAUUAUGGGAGGCGCACAGUACUACAUAGAGCCAUGACUACAUGUAACUCUAUUCCACAUCAAGUAACUGAUGCAAGUAGUAAAAUUAGAUUUAAAAAACAGAUUAAAAAAAACACCUUAUGGAACAGCGGGGACUGUGAAGCAACACAAACAUAAGCGCAGACACAUGCAUACACACACACACGAUAACAUACGCACUUACACACAAGUACACAUGGAUUUUUGUACUGUAGAUAUGUGGUAGUGGUGGAGUAGGGGCCUGAGGGCACACAGUGUGUUGUGAAAUCUGUGAAUGUAUUGUAAUGUUUUUAAAAUUGUAUGAACUGCCUUAAUUUUGCUGGACCCCAGGAAGAGUAGCUAAUGGGGAUCCAUAAUAAAUACAAAUACAAAUAUAAAGUCUGUACCAGUCCUUAAUCAAAUGUUGAUGCUAUCCCCACAGAGAAUUGAGGAGAUAAUGAAGAGAACCAGGAAGUGUGAUGAGAACCAGGAAGAGAUGAAGGUACUGUAGAGAUGCCUGCCGUUCUCAUAGCUCUGCACGGCUUCAACCAAGGGACCUGCUGACUGCUGUAUUAUCCAUGUGAUGUUGUGUGAUCUUGUAAGGUUUUGCAUACUAAUACAGUAUGUGCUUUGCAGCUGCCCCCCAAGAGCUUUUGUUUUGAUAUCUAUGUUGUGCUCAUUAUCAUGAUUAAAUUGUAUCAUUGUUGAUACAUUGGUUUAUGCGUCCUGAUUACUACAGGUCUUAAUCACACAAUAUUAUACACAAUUUUCUUCUUAAUAAUGGAAUAAUAAAUGUUGCCUCCAUCUGUGUUACAUAUUGAAGCAGAAUGAGGAAGGGCAUGUGGAUACUCUGCCUCAGCCUGUCUCACCACCAGGUAGGUGAUCCAUUCCACUCACCCACUGAUACUCUGCCUGCCUGUUCACCCCAGCAGGAAAGACCCCUUAUGAAUGUAUAAAUGCUUACUAAAGCAUGUUGUAUAGGAGUCCCACCCAGUGGCAGCAGUGGGUAGCCUGGUCAUGGUGGGUGAGAGACCCCAGUACUUUUCCAUCAAUAUAGGAGACUCCUGCAUGUCUGUGAUUUAGCAGUGUUUUUCCAAUACCUGUCCUCAGGAGAGGAUCGGAUUCGCUCUGCAUCCUAGAUUAUGUUCAAGGUCUUUGGAUAUUUAUAACUCCUCUGUUCCUGCCACAAUGCAGCCCUCAGCAUGUAACUUCAUCCUUUAUUAUUUUUCACUAGAAAGGUUGGACAUACAGUAUUUAGACAAUUUAAUGAAAUUGAAGAGAAAGACCAAUCUGUAUUUCUUUUUUUAUUUGAUUAGCUGAUGUAGAACAGAGGGCCGUAGCAAAUCUGUCCGUCUACUUGAUCUUGGAAACCCCUCUGGCUCACAAAGGUAGUCAUCUAUGAUAUGUUGCCACGGUGGUGCAUACAGGUGAAGGAAUGGACUAAUUUCAAGGAGAACAGUGGCCAGGGAUUUAACUCAUUCUGACAGGGAAGGCAUGGGAUUUGUGUAUAAUUAGCAUAUCUUUAAGCCGUCCUUGGUUAGGUCUUGUAGUGCUCUUUCUCAGGGAAUAGUCCUGUGCAAUGUGAUCAUUUUGUUCUCUACAGGGGAAAUGCAAAUGAACUCAAACAUGAAGAUUGAAACUAAUGCUCAGGUGAAUGUGCAAGAAAACCCAAAGGUUGAGUCUCAGGUUAAUGGACAGGUCACUGUCCAUGUCAACAAGCAGGACAGUGCCCUGGUGAAGGGACAAGCCACUGACCAGGUUACCCCACUGAAGAAUGAUCUGCAAAAGGGACAGGACGCUAAACAACUAAAUAAACAGACUGCCCAAGUGAAUGGACAGGGUGCAGCCCAGGUUCUCAAGCAAGAGAGUGUCUUUGUGAAGGGACGGGUGAAUGCAAAGACCACUGUCCAAAUGAGUCGUCUGGAUAAUACAAAGAGACACGAUGCUCCCCAAGCGGGCAAACAGGAGAGUGUCCAAGCGAAUGUACAGGUGAAGAAACCGGAGGAAACCCAGGUGAGCAGCCAAGCCACUGCUCAGCUCAAAAUCCAGGAGAGUACCCAAGUAAACGUGAAGUUGACCACACAGAAAAUCGGACAAGGGGUGCAGCCCAAGAAACCGUCCGUGGCGUCCCUACCGGUGGGUCGACCCCCACCUCCACUCAUCAACCUGGAGCCUCUGGUUGUGAAGAGCAGCGGGGCGUAUGACGAAGUGCAGUACAUGGAGGUCAGGUAAGCCAUCAGAGCAAGGCCAUGUCUAUCUACAGGAAGACAUGAUGAUGUACGUAUAACUGAUUAAACCAAUAAAUGCAACAGAUACUGGUUAGUAUGAAAAUGUGCAUAUGCAUUGCCCACCAUGCCAGCAACCUAUGUGUGUUACCCUCACAGCAUAUUAAGGGUUUUGUAUCAACACAAUCCUAUUUGGAGCUUUACCACAGCACUUUGUCAUACCCUGAGGAAUAUUGAUAAUGAAAAUGGCUUCACAUUUAACACUUUGCAUAAUAAAUUAUUCACCUCAUAUCCGCCCUUGAUUACUCACGGGCAGCAUGCCCCAUAGUAGUAUACCAUCGAGGGAAUAACCAUUAUGAAAUUCACAAACUUGCUCCCUCUCUCAGCCCAAUUUCCAAGGAGGAGCUAGUCUCCAUCCCAGAGUACUCCCCAGUCAAUGAGGUCCAGCACAACGGCAUGAGUAAUGCCCGAGCCCUGGAGGAUCUGCUGGACCUGACAGGCCAUGUGGCCUACCCCAAACUGUCCCCCAUGGGAAACCUAGGAGACUGCAACAAGAACCUGAUCGGGGGGCUCUGCAGCCCCGGUGCCGAUUCCAAGCUCAUCCAAACUCAUCCUCCACCCUCACACAAGCUCAACAUCCAGUAGUCGGUACUAAAACAUGCAUGUGAGGAUGAGAAUGUGAAUCUAUGUGCAUGUUUGCACACUUUAAAUCACACACUAAAGUUGUCACAUACAGUACCUCGCCCACACUAGCUUCUCUCAAACACACAGAAUCUUAUGAUGACCUUUUUAUUUUCAGAGCCCUAGACUGGCAAGACAAGAUGGAGAGAGCAGAGGGAAAUCAUCUGUGUUGUCUGAUGUUAUUGAGGAUGGAAGUCUCUGCACCUCUUGAGAUGAGAGAGAAAUCACUCUGAAUGUAGUUUUUGUUCCUCCUUGUUGGUCUCCAACCUUGAAUGUCCAUUAACCUUCAACCUCCUACAUACAUCUGUCUUUAUAGCCUUGUACCACGGAACAUAAGUGACAAUAAUAUUCAUAGAUUUACUGUACUUGUCAGAUAAUACCCUGAUGAUAGUUAUAACUAUCUGUGUCAUGUCAUGUAUUGCAUAGAGCAGUUGUUAGUAUGGUGUCUGAAACGUGUGUGUAGGACUGUCUCAAUGAAACAAAGUGCCCACGAAGCAAUUUACUUUUGACUACCUGUUAUGAUAUGAAGCAGUUAGCUAAGAUAGUUAAAUCUAAUUUUAAAACAAAAGCUCUUAUUCUGUAGUUGGGUAGAAACACAGACUGGUGAUAGCCUCUCCUCUCUUUAAAUAAUUGUUAUGGUGAAAGACCCCACAUACCCAUGUAGAGUAUCAUAUCAGUAAUUUGCCUUUGCUAUUGCAGUAUUGUUCCUCUAAAGACGGAAGUAUUGUUCCUUUAAUGAUUGAAAGAUUAAUAUAGCUCUGUUUCCACCCAAUGUAGUUUAGUAUGCACUGAUCUUUCACUUAGAUUGUUCCACGGAAAAGUCCAGUUUUCUGGCUGUGGAUGCCUCAAGCUAGCUUGUAUCUCCCUGGACAUGAUUAACUCCCAAGAGACUCAAGCUUGUUGUCACAAUGUAUGUAUCCAACCUGCUGUGCGAUUGGGAUUGUAGCAUGUGUGCCAUAAUACCUGAACCCAGCCCUACUGCAACUCAAAAGUCAACAUAAAGAA
Molecule: messenger RNA, 17861 nt
Organism: Coregonus sp. 'balchen'
Lineage: Eukaryota; Metazoa; Chordata; Actinopteri; Salmoniformes; Salmonidae
Source: the annotation of a GenBank genome assembly